ACGGAGAAGAAGAAACCCAAGGAGCGGCGCCCAUACCUCGCCUCCGAGUGCCGCGACUUGGCGGAGGCGGACAAGUGGCGCCAGCAAAUUAUGCGGGAAAUAGGUCGUAAAGUGGCUGAAAUCCAGAACGAAGGUCUCGGCGAGCAUCGCCUCCGCGACCUGAACGAUGAGAUCAACAAAUUGAUUCGAGAGAAGACGCAUUGGGAACGGCGUAUUGUGGAGCUAGGUGGACCGAACUAUACGAAGCAUUCGGCGAAGAUGACUGAUUUGGAUGGUAAUAUUGUAGAUGUGCCCAAUCCCGGGGGUAGGGGGCCGGGGUACAGGUACUUUGGUGCGGCGAAGAAGUUGCCUGGUGUCAGGGAGUUGUUCGAGAAGCCACCCGAGUUGCGGAAGAGGCGCACAAGGUACGAUAUAUACAAACGAAUCGAUGCAAGUUAUUACGGUUAUAGGGAUGACGAGGAUGGAAUAUUGGAGAAACUAGAAGGACCCGCAGAGCAGAAGAUGAGGGCUGCAGCUCUGGCAGAUUGGAUGGAGAUGGAGAAGAUAAAGAAGGAAGCAAGGAGGGCUGUAAAGAGUGGGGAGGUGGCAGAGGUGGGUGCUGCAUCAAAGAUUCUAUUUGAAGAGGAAGAGGAUGUGGUGGAGGAAGAAAGGAGAAAGGAAAGGGAGAGAGAGGAAAAGGAGAAGGAAAAGGAAUUUGUUGCACAUGUGCCACUGCCAGAUGAGGAGGAGAUAAAGAAGAAGGUGCUUGAGAAAAAGAAGCAGGAAAUGUUAAGCAAAUAUACAAGCAAUGAGUUGUUGGAGGAUCUAAUUGAAGCAAAGACCUUGCUUAAUAUUCAGCAUUAGAUGGAUGACAAGAUUGUGAAACCAAGAAUGACACAUCUAAAAGUGUCGAUGCAAUGGCGCAACUUCUCCAUGUAGUACUCAUGAGGCACAGCAUGACGGCAAGAGUAGAGGAAUGUGAUAAUGUAGAUCUUAUUCUUGCAGGCUGUGAAGACGGUGCACCACAAACAUGGCAUGCGAGGGUUGCAGGCACUAAAAAUGUUCAUGCACCUGUCAAUGAAUUCAAAUUUUGUGUAUGUAAUGAAACCCAUAGUAGCCUGAUAAUGGAUGCCGUUGUGAUAGUGAAUCUGUAAUCUGGUAUGCACAAGACAAGAUAUGAUUGGUGAAACUACUGUGCAUCCUAUCGACUGGCCUUUCAGUUUCACCUUCCCAAUUGUGACUCAAGGGGGAUAAGCCAUUAUCCUUUCUCCGGAUUCUAUCUUAUCAGAUAUAAAAUAUAUCAUAUGGUUAUCCUUGUGGGAUUUGGAAGAA
Messenger RNA from Sesamum indicum (sesame), 1311 nucleotides. Its product is annotated as pre-mRNA-splicing factor ISY1-like protein. The record is from RefSeq and is a predicted model, not a curated record. Lineage: Eukaryota; Viridiplantae; Streptophyta; Magnoliopsida; Lamiales; Pedaliaceae. Gene Ontology annotation, biological process: generation of catalytic spliceosome for second transesterification step.